UGUCCCACGAGCGAGCGCCGAUGAUCUGGGCUUGUGACGUCAAUUGGUGAACCGGCUGUUGUGUCAACACAAGUGUUUACAGUGCUAGGCGAGUUUGUUAGGCAUGCGAACGGCGAGAAAAUGCCGAAAAGAUGCGUUGUUACCGGUUGUAACAACAUAGGAGAUAAGGAAAAAGAAAUAAAUAUCGUUGCAUGCAAUUUCUUAUUCGGCGGACGAACGGUCCGAAGCGAAAAAAAACCCGAAAGAAAUGGACUGACUUCGUACUAAGCCUCAAACGUGCAAAAUGGACGCCGACGUCGUAUUCAGUCAUAUGUUCUGAGCAUUUCAAGCCCGAGGAUUUUUUGCGACGGUUUUCCCAUGUCGAAGGUGAAAGCUUCGUUGGCAACAGAUGGCUCAAAAGGGACGAGAUCGGAAUUUGUGUAUUCCCAACAAUCAUGCCAUCAGCUGACGCACAGAAAGUUUCAGACAGAUACAAGAGAAUGGUAUGCUAAUUUUGUAUUUUAUACAUAAUUGUGCAUAACUUGAAUUUGUUUGACUAAACUGAUUUAAUUAAUAAACAUAUCAUUAUAUAACAUGCUAACACUUAAACUGAUAUACAGUAAUUGGGUAAAGCGUAUAAGAAAGACAAUUUCGUUUAGUCUGUGAGAGCUUUCUUUGUCAUUAUUAAUAAUUCUGUCUUCAGACUUCAGCCUUGCAGAUUUUUGUAAUUUCCGUGUGCAAUUUGAUACAAUAUUAUACAGUGAUAUAAUUCUCCAUCUAUGUCUCUUGCUAUGCCUAUGUUUUAGUGAAGUCAAUAUGCCCACUAUGACCCAUAGGUGUGUAUUUAAGAUGUCUGAGGAGGGUAUCAUAUUUGACUGUCAAAAUAAUUAUAGUGAAAUAUUGAUCAAUGCAUACCAUGUACCCAUGUAUAUAUAUAUCCAUGUUUGAUUUGUACAGAUUAAGUCGAAGAAAUAUUUCAAACUUUUCUCAAUGUUACCAAAGAUGAUCUUAAAAAGGCAGCCAAGCAACUCAAAGAGUACGGUGUCUUUGCAAAGUGUUGCCCACUGCCUAUGGCCCAUAGAUAAGUUACCCAGUAUGCUUGCUGUUAAUAUAAAUCUUUUUGUUACUGUAGUUUCACUACUACGUUGUUGAACAGAGCCAAAAGAAGUCUAAAGCAGCACCAAAAUGCAGGGCAUGUGAACAACCCAUGAAAGGACACAAGUUUGUUACAGACUGUCCAAGGAAUGAAAGGAGCACAUCAUAGUGUAUUAUAUGGAUAAGGCAUUUGAGGAGGGAGGGCAUAUUGGGAGGGGGUUUUUUUUUUCAGAAGGGCAUAUUAGUAUUAUUCAGGAUGUUGGGGAUUUAUAAUAGAGAUUGGGGCUUAUAUUACAGCAGGAAGGGUCUUAACAGAGGGGAAAUAUUUGGAAGGGUGGUGCUUAUUAGGGAUGGAGCUUACUAGGGAGGGUGGCGCUUAUUAGGAGAGGACUCAAUAGAGUGGGUACUUUAUAAGGAGG
Molecule: messenger RNA, 1493 nt
Organism: Paramuricea clavata
Lineage: Eukaryota; Metazoa; Cnidaria; Anthozoa; Malacalcyonacea; Plexauridae
Source: the annotation of a GenBank genome assembly